CUUAUCACCAACAAUGUUCCAAUUCCAAACUUCGUCCAAACUUUUUUUGGGGGCGGCUUAAUUCGACGUACGGGUUUAAAAUAUAUAAUAACUCUUACCACAUAGAGUUCUCUAAGAUGGACGCCCUAUACUUCGAUACUUUUGGCGAACGCCCGAUUGAUAACUCUGACCCGACCGACAUCCACAGCGGUUACUCGUCCUGCUCCGAAGCGGAAGACACCCCGUGUCCCAAAUGUCUGAGAACACGCGGGAAACUUUGCCGAAAAUGCAAGCUCAGACUACGCGCUCGGGGCGAUUCCAAAGACAAUGCCAAGUCGUCGUUAGAAUUCGUCUCAAGCCGAAAUUCAAAUAAAUCGAAUGACUCUACACCGGGACGGCAUCUAGAAAGUUUAGGCUUAUCGAAAUUAAAAAUGCCGCGCCGUGUGAAAUCAGAUGAUUUAUCUACCGUAGAACAUGACUCGCCCGCGGAAGUUAACAUAGAAGAAACUUCAAACUACAUGCUGUGGGGUGCGAAUAGUCGUAGCAGCUAUAGGAGAUACGAGAACGAAGGCUGGGAUCACGGUCAAUGCCACAAAUGGAGCCAAACGGACUAUAGGUCAUGGACGUAUGGAAAAUACCAAGAAUGGGACCAAAACGGAUCUACUGAAUGGAGUUACAACAAGUACGAGGAAUGGCAUCGACGGGACUACACCGAGAACUUGCUCGGCCGCCGCAAACGCAGCCACUUCGUUCGGGGCAGAGCGUUGCAACCCUUCCGGAUCCGAUCGAUGAACCCACGCAUCGACCGUGACGAGCCGCGCUACAUGGCUGAGAUAUGGCAGUACACUUCCCGGAAGCGGGCGCCGAAUCCGCGUCUGAUGCUUUACGGCAUGCAGAGCUGCGGGAUAUUGACGCUGCCGUACGGCUCUAGAGUCUAUGCUCGACAGCGGACGCUGAAUCUGAAAUAUACUACCGAUUACCUUUGGUUUAUGCUUUUGAAGUGGUCUGUUAGGAUAUGUAGGAGCCUUGUGGCUGUUGUCGUUGGACUCUUCCGGUAUGGGAGAUUACCUGCACCAGUGCCGGAAGAACUAGAUUAGAACCUGGGGAUUGUGCAUACGGGGUUUUGAUAUCGCAUACUUGAUUGCGUUGAUAGAAUAUGUCUUUGCUUUUACUUUCAGAAAGAACCGAGAUGGUAAGGACUCAAGAGGGCAUAUAUAAGGCAGCUUGACUCCUCCCACGUAUCCAACAUUCUAUUUACUCUACGGUCCAAUUAGUCCUCGUGUUGAGAAAAGCUGACUCUGCGCAAUGCGCAUGGAAA
Messenger RNA from Daldinia caldariorum, 1297 nucleotides. RefSeq lists its product as uncharacterized. The record is from RefSeq and is a predicted model, not a curated record. The coding region runs from base 117 to 1076 and encodes 319 amino acids. The transcript has a single exon. NCBI's taxonomy places the organism in Eukaryota, Fungi, Ascomycota, Sordariomycetes, Xylariales, Hypoxylaceae.